GACGCUAAGCCACAAGAUUAACAGCGAUUUCACUGUGUGUUCAUUAGGUCGUCUCUUCUUCACGACAUUAUAAACAUGGCGGCCGUGACUUGUUCUAAACCCUAGCAUCUGAAGCUGAUCCUCUGAAGCAGGUUCGUCUCAGAGACUCGCGAAGGUCACCACGAUCGCUGCCGACGCCAUGGCUCAGUUAAUGGGAGGCUCUCUAUUCUCAUCCACUCCUGUUGCUUUCCACUCAUCCAAAACAGAGUCAGUGCCGAUUUAUUGCAGAAUGUCUGGCCCGACGAAGUUGCAUUCAUUCCAAGAGCUGGGUGCGAAAACAUGUGAAAUUCAUGGCAACAGCUUAGCUAGUAACAGGGCUAGUAUUGUGCGAUCUAAUAAGAAAGGCGUUAUUCAGGCAAUACUGCAGAGUGACAGAGAGAUAGAAACAACCAACGGUGUUGGGACUAGAGGUCUGCGGGGGAAAUUAAAUAAGGUUGUUCUGGCUUACAGUGGUGGCUUAGACACAUCAGUCAUCGUCCCCUGGCUGAGGGAGAAUUAUGGUUGUGAAGUCGUAUGUUUUACUGCAGAUGUCGGUCAAGGCGUAAAGGAACUGGAUGGUUUGGAACAGAAGGCUAGAGCAAGUGGGGCUUGUCAAUUGGUGGUGAAGGACUUAAAGGAAGAAUUUGUGAGAGACUUCAUAUUUCCUUGCUUACGUGCGGGUGCGAUUUAUGAAAGAAAAUACCUGCUUGGGACUUCAAUGGCCCGUCCAGUUAUUGCAAAGGCCAUGGUGGAUGUUGCCAAAGAAGUUGGAGCUGAUGCCGUCUCUCAUGGAUGUACCGGUAAAGGAAAUGACCAGGUACGCUUUGAGUUGACCUUCUUUGCUCUAAAUCCCAAACUAAACGUGGUGGCCCCAUGGAGGGGAUGGGAUAUUACUGGUAGAGAAGAUGCUAUUGAGUAUGCCAAGAAGCAUAAUGUACCUGUUCCAGUGACAAAGAAAUCAAUUUAUAGUCGAGACCGGAACUUAUGGCAUCUUAGUCAUGAGGGAGACGUUCUGGAGGAUCCAGGAAACGAACCUAAAAAGGAUAUGUACAUGAUAUCUACAGAUCCAGAAGAUGCACCAAACGAACCCGAGUACGUGGAAAUAGGAAUUGUCCAGGGUCUCCCCGUCUCUGUGAACGGCGAGAUGCUUUCACCAGCAUCUCUUCUAACCAAACUAAACGAACUUGGUGGGAAGCACGGAAUUGGCAGAAUUGACAUGGUGGAAAAUCGUCUGGUGGGCAUGAAAAGCAGAGGCGUGUAUGAAACCCCAGGAGGAACCAUCCUUUUCGCAGCCACCCGUGAGCUAGAGUCUCUAACACUGGACCGAGAGACGAUUCAAGUCAAGGAUUCACUGGCCCUCAAAUAUGCAGAGUUGGUAUACGCAGGGAGAUGGUUCGACCCUCUCCGCGAAUCAAUGGACGCUUUCAUGGAGAAGAUCACAGAGACCACCACCGGCUCCGUCACUCUCAAACUGUACAAAGGCUCCGUCAGUGUGACCAGCCGGCGAAGUAUUUACAGUCUUUACAGGGAAGAUAUCUCCUCCUUUGAGAAUGGGCAGAUCUACGAUCAGGCCGAUGCCGCCGGCUUCAUCCGCCUUUACGGCCUUCCGACCAGGGUCCGGGCAAUGCUCCAACAGGGGGUCUGAUGGGAUGACGACGCGUGUGAGAAUUUCAAGGUAAUAUUAUUACUCCAUAUAUAUAUAAUAUUCACACACUUUUUAAUAUUGGGGGCUUCUAUUCAAAGUUAGAGGUUAUAAUGCCUUUAAUCAUUUAGUUCAAGAUGGCAAUUUUAUUAGUCUUUCUUUUUUUUUUUAAAGGUAGUUCUGUUUGUCGAUUAUAUUUGUACAUGUAGUUUUCUAUUGUAACUGAAGUUUAGAUUUAUAUCUGAAAUUAGGGUUGCAUUAUCUAGGAUUUUCAUUUAUUA
Messenger RNA from Momordica charantia (bitter melon), 1941 nucleotides. Its product is annotated as argininosuccinate synthase, chloroplastic. Gene Ontology annotation, molecular function: ATP binding; argininosuccinate synthase activity. Gene Ontology annotation, biological process: urea cycle; L-arginine biosynthetic process. The record is from RefSeq and is a predicted model, not a curated record. Lineage: Eukaryota; Viridiplantae; Streptophyta; Magnoliopsida; Cucurbitales; Cucurbitaceae. Gene Ontology annotation, cellular component: cytoplasm.